Messenger RNA from Lagopus leucura (white-tailed ptarmigan), 418 nucleotides. RefSeq names its product microtubule associated protein 1 light chain 3 alpha (gene MAP1LC3A). The annotation marks the transcript as partial. Gene Ontology annotation, biological process: cellular response to nitrogen starvation; macroautophagy; autophagosome assembly. Gene Ontology annotation, cellular component: autophagosome; autophagosome membrane; cytosol. The transcript is spliced from 3 exons. NCBI's taxonomy places the organism in Eukaryota, Metazoa, Chordata, Aves, Galliformes, Phasianidae. Gene Ontology annotation, molecular function: ubiquitin protein ligase binding. The record is from RefSeq and is a predicted model, not a curated record.
ACUUUUUUCCUUCCAGCGGAUCGUUGUAAAGAAGUACAGCAGAUCCGAGAGCAGCAUCCAAACAAAAUCCCGGUCAUCAUUGAACGCUAUAAAGGGGAGAAACAGCUGCCAGUGCUGGACAAGACCAAGUUCCUUGUCCCAGACCAUGUCAACAUGAGUGAAUUGGUCAAAAUAAUCCGGCGCCGCUUGCAGCUGAAUCCCACCCAGGCUUUCUUCCUGCUGGUGAACCAGCACAGCAUGGUGAGUGUGUCUACUCCCAUCUCAGAGAUCUACGAGCAGGAGAAGGAUGAGGAUGGCUUCCUCUACAUGGUCUACGCUUCCCAGGAGACCUUUGGCUACUGAGGCCUGCCGAGAGGUGGCACGUGGAGACAGAAUAACUGUGGCACAUGAGCUCCCGGCCCUGAGAGACAACGACCCG